Mesoplodon densirostris (Blainville's beaked whale) is the source of this 2323-nucleotide messenger RNA. RefSeq names its product kynurenine/alpha-aminoadipate aminotransferase, mitochondrial-like. Gene Ontology annotation, molecular function: L-kynurenine:2-oxoglutarate transaminase activity; pyridoxal phosphate binding. Bases 230 to 1531 code for a protein of 433 amino acids. Gene Ontology annotation, biological process: biosynthetic process. NCBI's taxonomy places the organism in Eukaryota, Metazoa, Chordata, Mammalia, Artiodactyla, Ziphiidae. The record is from RefSeq and is a predicted model, not a curated record. The transcript has 13 exons.
GUGGACUUUGCCAGUCCUGCUACGCGCCAGGCCGGAUCCUAACCAGGCUCUCGCGCAGCCACCAGCCGGGCCUUCGGCGGCCUCUCCUGACUCCGCGCGCCAGACCAGACGCGGGGGACAGAAGAGGCGGCCUUUCCAGGGCAGGGAUUAGGGGGCAGGAUUGACGCGGAUCCUUGGUUUUCCCAGGCUUCAACCACCUAAGGCGGGGCUUGCCGCUUGGAAUCCGAGAAUGAAUUACACACGGUUCAUCACGGCUACGAGCGCGGCCAGAAAGCCUUCCGCCCUUCGAGUCAUGGCUGAGAUAUUGGGCAAGUCAUCGAAAUCUGUCCUCUCCCUGGCGACUGGAGCACCAAACCCCAACAUGUUCCCUUUCAAGACUGCGGUUAUCACCAUAGACAACGGAAAGACCAUCCAAUUUGAUGAAGAGAUGAUGAAGAGGGCUCUGCAGUAUUCUCAGAGUGCCGGACUCCCAGAGCUGUUAUCCUGGCUAAAACAGUUACAAGUAAAAUUGCAUAAUCCUCCCACCAUCCAUUAUCCACCCAGCCAAGGACAAAUGGACAUGUGUGUCACAUGUGGCAGCCAAGAAGGUCUCUGUAAGGUAUUUGAAAUGAUCGUUAAUCCUGGAGAUAAUAUCCUCGUCAAUGAACCUAUUUAUUCAGGAACAAUUCAUGCUCUGCAACCCCUGGGCUGCAACAUAAUUAAUGUUUCCAGUGAUGAACACGGGAUUAUUCCAGACUCCCUCAGAGAAAUACUUUCCAAAUGGAAACCAGAAGAUUCAAAGAACCCCGAGAAAAACACCCCCAAAUUUCUUUAUACUGUCCCAAAUGGCAACAACCCUGCGGGGAACUCAUUAACAACUAACCGCAAAAAGGAAAUCUAUGAGCUCGCAAGAACAUAUGACUUCCUCAUCAUAGAAGACGAUCCUUACUAUUUUAUGCAGUUCAACAAGCCCUGGGCACCGACUUUUCUCUCCAUGGACGUUGAUGGGCGUGUCAUCCGAGCUGACUCUUUUUCCAAAGUCCUGUCUUCUGGGUUAAGAAUAGGGUUUAUAACUGGUCCAAAGCCCUUGAUUGAGAGAAUUGUUUUACACACAGAAGUUUCAACAAUGCACACCAGCACUUUCACCCAGCUCCUGGUAUCACAGCUUCUACACCAAUGGGGAGGAGAGGGCUUCCUGGCUCAUGUAGAGAGGGUUAUUGAUUUCUAUAGAAAGCAAAGGGAUGCAUUAUUGGCAGCUGCAGACAAGUGGUUAAGUGGUUUGGCAGAAUGGCAUGUUCCUACUGCUGGAAUGUUUUUAUGGGUUAAAAUUAAGGGCAUCGAUGAUGCAAGAAAACUAAUUGAAGAGAAAGCCUUUAAGAAAGAGAUAUUCAUGCUUCCUGGAUACAAUUUCUACCUUGAUAGUUCAGCUCCUUGCCCUUACUUCAGAGCAUCCUUCUCUUUAGCUUCUCCAGAGCAGAUGGACAUGGAUUACAGGAAACCAAGAAGCAAGUUCCUAAGAACUGUGUGUCGGGAACCCACAGAAGAGCCAUAAACUGAAGAGUCCAGUAAGUGUAAGAAGAAUGUAUACUUAUCCAUGGAGAUGGGUUGUCUCCGGGUGUGUUCUUGAUUGACUUGCUUUCUCAUGUCACUAAAUAUGCUUUUCAUAAGUUAUAUAUGCAUAGAGCUGGACAACUGAAACUAUACAGAAGGCAUGUGCAGGUGAGAGAGUAUAUGAAAAAAAUAAUUCCAGUUCUGGGAGAAAAUGAUGAUCUUGAGGGGAAAAGGAUUGGAAAAAUUUCCUGGGACUCUGAUAUGCUUCUGUCUACGUACAUUAGUGGACACGACGGCAUCUGACCCAGAUAAAACUGAGGUUAAUCCUGACCUUUCACUGUCUGAUCUCAACCUAAGAUGGAUACUCUUUGUUUAAAUUUCUAAAGUUAUGACAGGCUUUUCCUAAACAGCAUCCUAAUUUUAUUAAUUCUUCUCUCUGUUUGUUUUUAGGCCUUCCAGGGAUUAGCCCAAUUUAUAAAGGAAUCUUUAUGAAGAAAUCGAACUCUUCAUAGCACUCGGUUUUCAGAUAAAUUAUUUUUAUGUUUUAGCAGGAAGAAAUGAUUGUUGGUGUUAGACUUACAGGUUGAGUUUCACCAAACACGUCAUAUCUGUAGUAAUUUAACUAGACAACUUUUAAAGUGCUCUUGAACCCAUCAGAUUGCCAAAAUAUAUUUAUAAUCCACCUAUACAUGUUGAUAAAUUUUCAACCCCAUAAAGUAUUUUUACCCUGGAUUUUAUUGUAAAGAUUUUUGUAGUUGCUUUAUCAUUUCCCAUAAAUUUUCUUUGAAAAUAA